This is a messenger RNA of Bubalus bubalis (water buffalo), 1610 nucleotides long. It is a transcript of the gene GJB7, whose product is annotated as gap junction protein beta 7. Gene Ontology annotation, cellular component: connexin complex. The coding region runs from base 804 to 1610 and encodes 268 amino acids. The transcript is spliced from 2 exons. Gene Ontology annotation, biological process: cell communication. The record is from RefSeq and is a predicted model, not a curated record. NCBI's taxonomy places the organism in Eukaryota, Metazoa, Chordata, Mammalia, Artiodactyla, Bovidae.
GUUCUGUUUUUCUCAUCUCUAAAAUGACGGCAUUCGAUUUCAUGACAUCUAAUAUCAUUUCUAACUGUGAAAAUUCUGUUUCUAAACUAUUCUUAUUCCAAGAGAGAGGGAUUUCAUUUUCACUUCUGCACGUCUUUAAUUUUAGCUGAACUCAUGCCUAGAAAUGGCUCCAUAAAAAGAUAAAGUACUUUCUUUCUCUAUUUAUAUACAUAGAAAAUGUCUAUUAUCAAUGCUCCCUGGGUUUAGAAAAGUGAUUUUUACUAUGCCUUUUAACUUUCAGGAUUUCUAAGAUUAGAACCCAUGACGUGAAGUUAAAAUAAGCUCAUUAAAGAUAGAUUGACUUAUUCUUUCACCUAGUUUUUUCCCCCAGUCAAUGUCUUCUGAUAAAUAACCUUUGGAAAUCAUUUGAAGAGAUGAAACACCCUCUCCUAUUGUCCCGGCUUCUUUGUGUAGAUGAUGACAAGGUUUUUUUAAAAAGGCAUGUUCAAUAAACUGUGUGUACGUGAACAGCUUUGAAUUCGUUUUUCAGUUUCAAUUCUCUUCUAACGUUUACUGUAAACAGCAGAGACACCAGAUUUCUCAUCAAAGUUAUGAACCAAAACAAACGAUCAGGUUACACCUGUUCAGCUUACACUACCUUGGAAACCAAUAGACUCCAUUUUCCUCACCUUAAAACACCAUUCCCUCUCAGGGAAAUAAUAUAAUCAACUCAUGGUUUUUAAAUUGAAUGAGCAACGGACCGGAUUUCUUCUUAAUCUUCACAUCUGUGUCAAGAGAAUCUUGCCUUCUUUGGAACCUCAGCCAUGAGUUGGAUGUUCCUCAGAGACCUCUUGAGUGGAGUAAAUAAAUACUCCACGGGGAUUGGGCGGAUCUGGCUGGCUGUCGUGUUCAUCUUCCGUUUGCUGGUCUACAUGGUGGCGGCAGAACAUGUGUGGAAAGAAGAGCAGAAAGAGUUUGAGUGCAACGUUAGACAGCCCGGUUGUGAAAAUGUGUGUUUUGACUACUUCUUCCCCAUCUCCCAGGUCAGACUUUGGGCCUUACAACUAAUCAUGGUCUCCACGCCUUCACUGCUGGUGGUUCUACAUGUAGCCUAUCGUGAGGGUAGAGAGAAAAGGCACAGGAAGAAACUCUAUGUCAGCCCAGGCGCCAUGGGUGGGGGCCUGUGGUACACAUACCUUGUCAGCCUCGUGGUUAAAACCGGUUUUGAAAUUGGUUUCCUGGUUUUAUUUUACAAGCUAUAUGAUGGCUUUCGUGUUCCCUACCUCUUGAAGUGUGAUCUGAAGCCCUGCCCCAAUACUGUGGACUGCUUUGUCUCCAAACCCACAGAGAAAACAAUUUUCAUCCUCUUCCUGGUCGUAACUUCAUGCCUGUGCAUUGUGUUGAAUGUCACUGAACUGAGCUUUUUGGUCCUCAAGUGUUUUAUUAAGUGCUGCCUCCAAAAAUACUCUAAAAGACUCAAGUCCUCCAUGUGUGAAUGCCACAACCUCAGGUAUGUUACAUGUGCUGAGAUAGGGGCCCCUCCCCUGCUCCAGAAGCACUCUUCAGACUUGGCCACAAGCAUAGCCCAGGGAGGUGAAACAAAGUUACUGUGUGACACACAAGAGGCUUAA